AAAUGACAGUCGGUGUGCAAAGCUGUGAACGGAGAGGCGUGAGACUUGAAAUCGAAUAAAUGUUUCGAUUAUAUUAAUUUAAUUAUUAGUGCAAUAUACUUAUUAAUUAGUUGAGGGGUUUACCAGAUAUUUGGUGCUUUCAAUAAAAAAAUGAGUGCCUCAAAUGGAGAAAAGAAACAGAUUCGUGUGUGGUGCGAUGGGUGUUACGACAUGGUGCAUUUUGGCCAUGCUAACUCUUUGCGGCAAGCGAAAGCACUUGGAGACGUGUUAAUAGUAGGAGUGCACACAGAUGAAGAAAUUGCAAAACACAAAGGACCCCCUGUUUUUACACAGGAGGAGCGGUACAAGAUGGUGAAGGCUAUAAAAUGGGUUGACCAAGUUGUUGAGGGAGCCCCUUACGUCACAACCCUAGAGACACUGGAUAAAUAUCAGUGCGACUUCUGUGUACAUGGGGAUGACAUCACAGUAACGGCAGAUGGAAUUGAUACAUAUCAUUUGGUCAAAAACGCAGGCAGAUACAGAGAAGUGCAGAGAACUGCCGGAGUGUCAACGACGGAUCUCGUGGGACGGAUGUUACUUCUAACCAGAGAACAUUUCAAGAUUCACGGCAAUACACAACAGAACAAAGAAGUGCAGAGAACUGCCGGAGUAUCAACAACGGAUCUCCUAGGGCGGAUGUUACUUCUAACCAGAGAACAUUUCAAGAGAGGUGACAAAGAGUACUCAGUGGCGUUGGAGCACUCGUCAAACCUCGGAACAGAUCGGACGGCGCGAUCACCGUACACUGGCUGCUCGCAGUUCCUGCCUACAACGCAAAAGAUCAUACAGUUCAGUAGUGGGCUUUCACCGAAGCCUACAGACAAGGUGGUGUACGUAGCGGGCGCUUUCGACCUAUUCCACGUCGGGCAUCUCGAUUUCCUGGCGGCGGCGCACGAGCAGGGCGACUUCAUCAUCGUAGGGCUCCACACCGACCUCGAGGUCAACCGCUACAAGGGCUCCAACUACCCCAUCAUGAACUUGCACGAGCGAGUGCUGUCUGUGCUGGCCUGCAAGUACGUCCACGAAGUGGUUAUCGGUGCGCCAUACUCCGUGACUGCAGAGCUGAUGGACCAUUUCAAGGUGCAAGUAGUGUGUCACGGCGACACUACUAUAGCGCGCGACGCUGACGGCUCCGACCCCUACGCUGUGCCCAAGCGGCGAGGUUGCUUCAAGAUCAUCAAAUCCGGCAACUCCAUGACAACAGAAGACAUAGUGCAACGAAUAAUAAGCCACCGCCUCGAGUUCGAGAUGAGAAAUAGUCGCAAAGAGCACAAGGAGAUCGCCGUCAUGAAGGCUAUUCAGAGCGAGCACCUCAAGCAGAACGGCACGUGCUUACAACAGGAGAGCUAAACUAAUACUGAACGUACUGAACUGUAAUAGACCAAAGGUUUCAAGUUGUGUGAAUUCACCGGCAGAGGUGCUAGUGUAGAUGAUUAUUUCAAAAUGUCGUACUCACUUAUUUAUAAACAUUCACUAAAGAUGAUAGGGCGAUAAAAAUCGUUUGUUGCUUUCCUACCAAUAUGUCGUAAAAAGUGACAAGCGAUUGUCAUUGACUUAUUAACUUAGUAUACGUUUAUGAAUAAGGGGUUUAGUUGACAUUCAGACCUACUGUGACUAAAACGAUAUUCAUAAUUCCGAUCGAUUAUUCCCGUUCGGUGUCACAAAUGUCACAACUCGAUUGGUAAAUAAGUUUGUAUAUCGUGCGUGACUGGUUGCAACUAGUUGUGUUAGAUUACGCGAUUGGCUAUCCCCAUUCGUUGUAAUCAAGUUAUUGCAAGAAAACGGACUCACAGUGAUCAAAAACAACGAUAUAAAACUCUUAAAGUUAGUUCAAUUGAGGACCUGAUAGUUUACCUUUUUUAGCUAAUUGGAAUCGAAUGAAUUAAAAUAGCAAGCUGUACUUGAUGUACUAUAAGACAGGGAUCGAACCAGCGUCCUCUGUAUCCGCGGCUGAUGCUUUCAUCCACUGGAUAAUCUAGUCAAAAAGUAUAGAUCAUAAUAUUGACGAAUAAAAUUGGCUGUAAAUUAUGCGGAACCUAAUGCUCGACUUUCAUUGCAACCGCCAAGUAUACAUAUGUUGUACAAAAGUAUUACUUGAUACUUGAAUGAGACUGUCUAUUAUAGUUCAGUUGUUAAAUAACACAUAUGCCUAGUACUCGUUACCAAAAAUGAAUGCUAUGUAGACAAAUUUAAAAAAUCAAUGCAACACAUGUAUAAAAAUACGGCAAUAGGAAAACCAAAGUUGUCGGAUCUGUGUUAAAACGCUUCUAAAGUUUAUUUGCUAUAUAGGUAAAUCAUGUAGAUAAAUUUAACUGUUUAUUUAUUGCGAAUGGAUGCGUAAGAGUGAAGUCACAUCAGCAUGGAGCCGCAUUUUAUGUAUGAGAAAUCGCUCGCUAGUAUGAAGACGAUUUGGCUUUGGAAAGCUGAAAGUAUGCGUAUACGCAUGUUCAU
This is a messenger RNA of Leguminivora glycinivorella, 2490 nucleotides long. RefSeq names its product ethanolamine-phosphate cytidylyltransferase (gene Pect). Gene Ontology annotation, molecular function: ethanolamine-phosphate cytidylyltransferase activity. Bases 151 to 1389 code for a protein of 412 amino acids. Lineage: Eukaryota; Metazoa; Arthropoda; Insecta; Lepidoptera; Tortricidae. The record is from RefSeq and is a predicted model, not a curated record. Gene Ontology annotation, cellular component: cytoplasm. Gene Ontology annotation, biological process: phosphatidylethanolamine biosynthetic process. The transcript is spliced from 9 exons.